Messenger RNA from Pistacia vera, 1542 nucleotides. RefSeq names its product MDIS1-interacting receptor like kinase 2-like. The transcript has 3 exons. The record is from RefSeq and is a predicted model, not a curated record. Lineage: Eukaryota; Viridiplantae; Streptophyta; Magnoliopsida; Sapindales; Anacardiaceae. Gene Ontology annotation, molecular function: protein binding. Bases 1 to 1542 code for a protein of 513 amino acids.
AUGGCAUUCUCAUACCCCAAUAAACUCUCCCUUAUUUUCUUAAGUCUCCUUGUCGUACUAGAUUUUCAACUAAAUGUUGCUUUUGAUUCCACUCAAGAAGCACAAGCUCUUCUUAAAUGGAAAGCCAGCCUUCAAAACCAGACCCAUUUUGUCCUCUCUUCAUGGUCUCUUUAUCCUGUUAAUGCUACCAAUAAUUCUACUCAACACAGAACCAAAAUAAACCAUUGUACUAAUUGGGUUGGAGUUUCUUGUGACCAUGCUGGAAGCAUCCAUAGAUUGAACCUGUCUACUAUAGGUUUAAAAGUUAUCCCUACACAAAUUCGUAAUCUCUCCAAACUGAAGUAUCUUGACUUGUCAACUAAUCAGUUUUCUGGGAAAAUACCAACUGAAAUCGGUCUCCUUACAUAUCUUGAGACACUCCACCUGGUUGAGAAUCAGUUGGAUAGUUCAAUUCCAAAAGAAAUAGGCCAACUAAGUUCUCUUAGUGAACUGGCUCUGUAUAGUAACUGCUUGGUCGGCUCAAUUCUUGCUUCUUUGGGAAAUUUGAGCAACUUGGCUUUGUUGUAUCUUUUUAAUAAUUCACUUUUUGGUUCCAUUCCUUCAGAGAUGUUAAACCUCUUGAAUUUGGUCGAACUUUACAUUGAUACCAAUAGCUUAACUGGUUCAAUCCCGUCAAGUCUUGGAAACCUUAGAAACCUAGAAGUCUUGCACAUGUUCCACAACCAGCUUUUUGGUUCCAUUCCUCAAGAAUUAGGAAAUUUGGAGUCUCUCACUAAUAUUAGUCUUCAUAGCAAUAAUCUUUCAGGUUCAAUUCCACCGUCUCUUGGAGGCUUGAGAAAUCCCCUCAAUCUUCAUUCAUACAAUAAUCAACUUUCUGGCUAUAUUCCCCCUGAAAUCGGGAACCUGAGAAACCUUGAAAUUGGAAAUUUCAUGAGUUUGACUAUAUUAGAAAUAGACCAUAACGGCUUCACCGGUUCUUUACCCCAUAAUGUAUGUCAUGGUGGUUCACUUGAGAGGUUUAGUGUGAAAAACAACAAUUUUUUUGGUCCAAUUCCCAAAGACUUGAGAAAUUGCACAAGCCUAACAAGAAUCCUUUUACAAGGAAACCAACUUGUUGGCAAUAUACUUGAAGAAUUUGGCAUCUAUCCAAAGCUAGAUUUACUAGAUCUCAGUCAUAAUAAAUUUUCUGGUGAAAUUUCAUCUAGCUGGGGAAAGUGUCCAAAAUUAGGCACCCUAAAGAUAGCAGAGAAUAAUCUUACUGGCAGUAUACCAAUUGAACUUGGGAACUUAACUCUACUAGACAUUCUUGAUCUUUCUUCAAAUCAUCUGGUUGGAGAGAUUCCAAAAGAAUUUGGAAAUUUAACUUCUCUAGAGCGUCUAAAUCUGAAUGGCAAUCAACUUAUUGGUGGUAUACCUCCGGAAAUUGGAUUACUCACUGAAAUUAAGAGUCUUGAUUUGUCUGCAAACAGGUUGAGCACUCCAAUCCCUGGAAGUCUUGGGAACUUGUUGAAAAUGUUUUACUUGAAUUUGAGCAACAACUAG